Punica granatum (pomegranate) is the source of this 1595-nucleotide messenger RNA. The record is from RefSeq and is a predicted model, not a curated record. NCBI's taxonomy places the organism in Eukaryota, Viridiplantae, Streptophyta, Magnoliopsida, Myrtales, Lythraceae.
AAGGGCUGUUAAAAUAAAAUAUAUCAUAAGCCUAGACAUUCACAGGACUAUAUAUAUAUAUAUAUAUAUAUAUACACACACAAAAGUGGUACAAUGUUGACCCCUUUUUGCUAAUAUAACAUUAUAUAUAUGUGUAAUAUAUAUAUAUAUAUAUAUAAGUUGACUACGCGUUUGUAUAUAUGCAUUAAAAGAAAAAAUUCCAGAAAUAAAAUAAUUAAAGCCAAGAUCAGACAGGGAAAUUGAGCUUAUAAAUAGACAAAGAUCUUGCCUCAUUCAAUCAUAUCCAGCACUCCCUCAGCCUUCGUCUUCUUCUUAUUCCUUCGUCUUCAAGGCUUUUGUACUCUCUCUAGCCAUUUGCCUAAACUUCAACAAAGUUUACGAAUACAUCCACAUCAUAGCAAGAUCAGCUAUGGCAAUUACUAGAAGUUUCCAUUUCAUCCUAUUAAUGCUUCUCAUCAUCAUGAGUACGUCAUGCCAUGCGCAGCUCUCUUCCACGUUCUACGACCAGACAUGCCCGAAUGCCCUCAGCACCAUAAGAACUGCCAUCAGGACGUCCAUCUCGAGGGAACGCAGGAUGGCUGCCUCUCUCAUCCGCCUCCAUUUCCAUGACUGCUUUGUUCAGGGAUGCGAUGCAUCAAUACUGCUGAAAGAUGGAGGCGAAAGGGAAGCCGCACCGAACCAGAACUCCGCUCGGGGAUAUGAAAUCAUCGACAAUGCAAAGUCACAAGUAGAGAAAAUAUGCCCAGGUGUGGUAUCGUGUGCGGAUAUACUAACCGUAGCAGCCCGAGAUGCUUCGGUCAUGGUCGGCGGGCCUUCUUGGACCGUCAAGCUCGGGCGGAGGGACUCCACCACUGGAAACCCGUCUCAGGCUUUGACCGACCUUCCUUUCUUCGGCGCCGACCUUGAGACCCUCAUCGGUGCCUUUGCCAAGAAGGGACUCAGUGCCAGGGACAUGGUUGCACUCUCAGGUGCCCACACACUCGGACAAGCACAGUGCUUCACAUUCCGCGACCGAAUCUACGCCAAUGGGACCAUCGAUGCUGGGUUCGCCAGCACCCGUAGGAGGAAAUGCCCAGCGAGCGGGGGCGACUCCAACUUAGCCCCACUCGACCUAGUGACUCCCAACUCAUUUGACAACAACUACUUCAAAAACCUGAUGCAGAAGAAGGGGCUCUUGACAUCGGAUCAGGUUUUGUUCAACGGUGGAUCGACAGACAACAUUGUGUCAGAGUACAGCAAGGACCCGGCAAAGUUCAAGGCCGACUUUUCCGCCGCCAUGAUCAAAAUGGCAGAUAUUGAACCUCUUACCGGUUCACAAGGGCAAAUAAGGAGGAUUUGCAGCGCUGUUAACUAAUUCCCACGGGCAAUACGGAACUUCACUUCUCCUUAAUUUCCAAAAAUUUAUGCAAAACUUUGUGCAGAAGUGUGACCGUCUGUCAAUUUUUAUUGUAUUCAUUCCUUUGUUUUUCCCAAGUAUACGCAUAAUGCAUUUCCAUCAUCAAUUUAUGGAGGUCAAUUUGUAGUCAAUUAAUUAACAAUCUGUUCGUUUUGUUAUUGGGGAAACUAAUAAUCAUAAAUUGAAUUACAUCUUGUCA